Messenger RNA from Postia placenta MAD-698-R-SB12, 1014 nucleotides. RefSeq lists its product as hypothetical. The transcript is spliced from 6 exons. The coding region runs from base 1 to 1014 and encodes 337 amino acids. The record is from RefSeq and is a predicted model, not a curated record. NCBI's taxonomy places the organism in Eukaryota, Fungi, Basidiomycota, Agaricomycetes, Polyporales, Adustoporiaceae.
AUGUCUGCUCGCUCCGCCACCCCUGCCCCGACGCCUUCGCUCGUCAACCGCCGCCUUGCCUCCCUGCUCAUGGUCCUCGAGGCUCCGCCGACCGCCGACGCCACGCUCGACGUGCUCGCCUAUCGCAAGGCCCUGGGCGCCAUCCGCAACGAGGAGACGGAGUUGCGCAUCGCCGCUGCCGUCAAACAGCUCGCCGAGCGGGCGUCGGAGUUGUGGGUCGAGUGGGCGCGCAGUGACUGGCCCGAGCUCGCGACCGCUAUCGAUGCCGAGGUUGAACGAUGCGUCGAAGAGCAGAAGCGCCUCGCCGAAGAGGAAGCACGACAUGUCGAAGAGGCUGCGAAGCGUGCGAAGGCCGCCGAGGACCAUCGCCUCGAAGACGAACGGCAGGCCGCCGACGAGGAGUUGGCGAGGAUCGCGGCCGCCGAGGGGCUUCUCGACAAGGGGAAAGGGCGCGCAAGAGUCGACGAGGAGGUCGCCGAGUUGUCGGACGACCCUUCGCUCAAGACUCCUCGGGCAGUCGAACGCCCGUUCGCGAUGAUGGAGGCCGACAUGGCCGCCGCGGCGAUUGAGAAGCGCCAGUCAGGACAGAAGUGUGAUCAUUGCGCCGGCUACCGCUUGGCCCCGGUCGAGUGUGUGUGGGUCGAGAACGCCACAACCUGCGAGAGGUGCACGCAGUUCCAACAGGGCUGCUACUUCGACAAGGUGUCUGUCCUGGGCAAGACAAAGAAAACGCGCGGCAGGGGAUCAACCACGAAAAAGCGCAUUCGGCCGACCUCUCCUGGGCCUUCGGUCGCGGAAUCGAGCGGUUUGAAGAAGCGCCGAGUCGACGAGCCUCCGCGCCCCCUUCUACGACUGCCUCUCGAUGGGGCCAGCCGCCUUGGGCUCGAACAGGACGACCUCGAUGCGCUCGACCUCGACGACGAGUCUCGGGGGAUCAUCCGCGUCAUCCGCGAGGAGUGCGCCUUCAUCGCUCGUCGUCGAGCGCUCCUACACGACAUGGACCUCGACCUUUAA